AUGGUUGUUUUGGAAUCAGAAAGUGGAGACGCGCAGCCACUAAAUCUGGACGAUGAAACGAAACAAAAUAUAAAAAUUCCAAAUACUUUAUCAUUAGAAAUAUUUCGUCUAAUCAAGGAUGCUCAACAGCAGCAUGGACUCCGUCAUGGAGACUAUCAACGCUAUCGAGGGUACUGCUCUCGUCGUAUUAGACGUUUACGUAAAGUGCUCAAAAUUCCCCAGGGUGAUAGACGUCAUUACCGUCGUAAAGAUGUGACUGCUACGCACUUAACCAGUACAAAUGCUGAGAAUCGAUUGCUCUGUGUACCAUUGUUACAAGCGGAGCGAGCCUGGGCUCAUGCCAUGCAGUUGCGUCAAGAAGCUAAUACUGAACCUAGAAAGAAGUUCCAUCUUGUCUCGCGAUUGAAAAAGGCAUGUGCCCAUGCCCAUAUGCUGCUACAACUUUGUGAGCAGAGCGGCGCGUGCGACGCGCGCACGCAGCUGGAGGCGGGCGCGUACGCGGCGUGGCUGAGCGGCGCGCUGCUGCUGGAGCUGCAGCAGUGGCGCCCCGCCGCCGAGAGCCUGCAGCGCGCCCAGCUCGUGCUGGAGAACCUCAGCGCCGCCCUGCCCGAGGACGAGCGCCUCGUCUACAAGCAGAAGGUAGACGAAUUAAAACCGAGUCUACGUUACUGCGCGUAUAACAUCGGCGACGAGUCUGCUGCAGGAGAUCUUGUUGCUAUGCGAGGACAAGGGCUUAUUGAAAAUUUAGACACCCUCAUGGCUCAAGCUAAGGAGUCUCGUUCUGGAGUCAUGCAUGAAGUGGAAUGGCGCGGUCGUCGUGUUACCGUUCGUCCGGAAAAAGUUCGCCUUUUCCUCAUCGCCAUGCAAGACUUGGAUAAAUCUGUCGCUAAUGCACAAACAACUCAAGCCAAGAUAGAUAUCCUCGAGAAUAUUCUUAUGGAUUGCAAGGAUGCUAUAUCGGCGAUCAAGGACGAAAUCAAAAAUGAUCCCAAAUUGAAAGUGUCAUCUGAAUCGCAACAAAUGUCCGGCAUUAAUUACUUGCUGUCGUACUUGAUGUACUUACGUCUCGUUCGCACCAUCGAGCGAAACAAUCUCCUCGUUCAACAAGCGGAGGAGGCUCGUAAGAAAAAUAUAGCGAUCGACGGUAAAAAGGUUCGUCCUCAAGAUUUGACGAGGCUGUACGAGAUCAUCUUGCAAAAUUACACCGAACUGCAGCAACUGCCCGGAUUUGAAACUGACGCGGCCUAUCAGAACGAAAUUGAAACGGAGUUGAAGGCGUAUAAGGCCUUCCGUUGCUAUUAUAUAGCCCAAGUUCUGACUGGACUGAGACGUUUCAGAGAGGCACUCGCAAUGUUGGAACGGUGCGGCACGUAUACGAGCGAAGCGCUCGCCAGCAAACUACAGGACAAGUGGCUUGUGCAGAAAUUGAAAACAUUGCAGAAGGACAUCGAAACGUGCAAAUUUGAAGUUCACGCUGACUCCGUGUUGGAAGACGAGGAAGACGACGAAGACACAAAGUAUACGAGUGGAAAGUCGUACAAAGAUAAAAAGCCGCUAGUCGACCGCUUGGAUGAUUAUCGGGAAGAGACACAAAUGCUUACGAAGAAUCCGAAUAUAUUCAAAAUGCCUCCCCCGAUGGAAGCCGUUCCUUGCAAACCGCUAUUCUUUGACUUGGCCUGCAACUUCAUAGAGUUUCCCAAUCUCGAUGAUAAAACGGGUGCAGCAAAUGCAAAGAAACAAGGUGCUGGUAUCACUGGAUUGGUUAAAGGUUUCUUGGGAUGGGGUAAAAGCGACAAAUAAUUUUAUAAGUUGAUACAUAUAUAAAAAAAAAUUGUGUUCUUA
Melitaea cinxia (Glanville fritillary) is the source of this 1842-nucleotide messenger RNA. RefSeq names its product signal recognition particle subunit SRP68 (gene Srp68). The transcript is spliced from 6 exons. Bases 1 to 1800 code for a protein of 599 amino acids. Gene Ontology annotation, molecular function: signal recognition particle binding; endoplasmic reticulum signal sequence receptor activity; 7S RNA binding. Gene Ontology annotation, biological process: SRP-dependent cotranslational protein targeting to membrane. Gene Ontology annotation, cellular component: signal recognition particle, endoplasmic reticulum targeting. Lineage: Eukaryota; Metazoa; Arthropoda; Insecta; Lepidoptera; Nymphalidae. The record is from RefSeq and is a predicted model, not a curated record.